AUGGAUACUUCACUCCAGUGCAUCAUCUGCCCUGGGCAGCCCCGAUUCUGUGAUAGCUCCCAUUUGUUGACCCACGUGGCCUCCAAGGCUCACCUGUCCCACACGUUCAAGCUCACCGUCCGCAGUCACCAUGAAGACGACGCCACCGGACUCCUCGAGGAGUAUGAACUAUGGUCCAAAGCAAAUGACAUUCCCAGGCAGUUGGCUGAGCGUUUGUCCAACAAACAAUGCCGCAACAAGAAGAGAAAGUCGGAAGACAACAUCAACAAACCCCCUCCAAAGAAACGUGCCACUGAUACCUCCGUUUCAACGCGUUCAACAACUUCAAUCUCUGAUUGUAUUGACCCUCGUCUGGCUGAUCCAUUCCUUGGCAAACAUGAAGACACAGAAUAUUCAACAUUCACACCAAUCAAUACUCCAAAGGGAUCGACCACCAAAGUCAUGAGUGCAAACUUUUCCACCGGUCCUUUCCUCCGCUCCGGUCGAUUCUCGAACAACUGGCAAUCUGGGGGCACAUCUGUGCCAAAGGACAGAGACUACCCAACCCUACCCGUGACACCCACUCGGCCCCGAAACCGACGAAAGCCUGAAGAGAUUGCCUGGGCUUCCUCGAGAGACACCCUCGAGCCUCUUGUGGAACCCGUUUCCCACGCAUUUGGUGGCGUUGUGGACAAGGCUCGUGCUGACGAAAUCGCAAGACUGAAGGGCGUUUUGUGGCCUGGCAUGGAUAUCUUUGACUCUGCUACACAGAAGAUGAAGCUCAAGCGCAACCAGAAGAAGGACGGUUCCUCACUGAAGAGAAUGGAACUGACUUCGUUGCUCAUGACCCCAACUGAAAUGGUCUUUUCUCCAUCUGGUACCCUUCGAAAGCUCCGUGUGAUUUCGGGCAAUGUUGAAGACCACAGCCCAUUGAAAGGAGAGACUCCGAUUCCCCGCCGUCAUUUCACCCGCCCCAGAAAACUCACCUUGGAACGUGCUGACCCCAACAUGCCCCGUGCCGUGGACAGGAAACGCGCGAAAACUGCUGCAUAUGAAGUAACCAAGAAUACUAAGGAAAUGGCCAAGGGACCACGCAGAUCACCUCGUCGGUCUCAGCGCACAGCAGACCGCACUGUAUCCUACACAUGUGAAGAUGAUGAACUGGGUCUUGCUGUUCAGGCAUUUGGAAAGAAGUCGCAGGGUGGCUUCAGCGUUUUCACCGAUGAAGACGACCACAAAUUCUCCCUCAAGGGCCAAGAGCGACCCAGUACAGUAUAUUUUGAUACACUGACCCCCAAGCAUCUUGUUUUGGACGGAAAGUCAAACGCCUUUGGCAUGCAUGGCUCGAAGAUUGGGCAAACCGCGCUUGACAAGGAGAACAUUGAGCCCAUUUUGGACCCUCAUGGUCGCAUUGAUGCUCACGGCUGGCACUCACCAUUUGCCAAGCGCGCUGCCGUCGACAACGGUGAUCCCUCACCUGGAUACUUCUUUGACGAGUCGGUGCUUAGUGACCAUUACCGCGACUUCAACAAGAGUGGAUACCAUGCCAAUCCCCUGCUCGCCCCUUCGAAAGGCCCCGUCUAUGGAACCCUGUAUGACCACGGCCACAUGGACCAGACUAGCUGGCAACCAAUCGGCCACCCAGCUCCAUCCGAGGAGACCAUCUCUGAGGGAGAUCAACACGACUUUUCUCUCCUCUACCUCCCUGGUAAUAUUGACUAA
Molecule: messenger RNA, 1701 nt
Organism: Penicillium canescens
Lineage: Eukaryota; Fungi; Ascomycota; Eurotiomycetes; Eurotiales; Aspergillaceae
Exons: 1
Coding region: 1-1701 (566 amino acids)
Source: RefSeq, a predicted model, not a curated record